AUCAAGUAUCGGUUAAUUUGUGCCAGGAAUGGUAAUUCAUAAUCGUCUAAAUCUCAAACCAUCCGUCGAAAAUCUCCUGAAACUGUGUAAAACCUUGAAACAGCUGCAUCAAUCUCAUGCCCAAAUCAUCACUUCCGGCCAAAUCUCGCAUGAUUUGAACCCUAACUUUCCUGUUUUGACCAAAAUCCUCUUCGCCAUUACGUCUAUCUCACCGAGCUUGAAUUUGACGGUGUCUUCGCCGGGUCUGGUUAUGAGAUACGCGACUUGGGUUUUCAGGUUCAUCACAAACCCAUCAACGUUUUGCUUCAACACGAUCAUCAGAAUUCAUUCACUCCAUGGAUCGCCACUGUCCGCUCUCUGCUUCUUUGCCCAGAUGCGGCGUAGUUCUGUUCCUCCUGACUUCCACACCUUCCCUUUCGCCUUCAAGGUUUGUGCCCAGAACGGUAGCCGUGCAUUAGCUGAGACGCUUCAUUGUCAAGCUUUGAGAUUCGGGCUUAUGUCUGAUUUGUUCACGCUGAAUUCUCUGAUCCGGGCUUACUCAUCGGUGAGACAGAUGAGUGACGCAGUCAAAGUGUUCGACAUAAGUCCCCACAGAGAUGUUGUCACUUACAACGUGCUCAUCGAUGGGCUCGUUAAGGCUCGUGAGGUUGUACGUGCACGAGAGUUAUUUGAUUCCAUGCCUUUUCGUGAUUUGGUUUCUUGGAAUAGUCUCAUUUCCGGGUAUGCACAGAUGAAUCGAUUUAGAGAGGCAAUUCAACUCUUCAAUGCCAUGAUUGCUUCGGGUCUGGAACCUGACAAUGUCGCGAUUGUUUCAGUUCUUUCGGCAUGCGCACAGUCGGGAAGCUUGGAAAAAGGCAUGGCGAUUCACGAUUAUAUAAGAAACAACAGAAUAUUUGUAGAUUCGUUUUUAGCUACUGCGUUGGUGGACUUCUAUGCAAAAUGUGGGUUCAUCGAUAUAGCAAUGGGGAUUUUCAGUUCGAGUUCAGAUAAAACUUUAUUCACGUGGAAUGCAAUGAUCACAGGUCUUGCGAUGCACGGCAGUGGCGAGUUAACAUUAGAUUACUUCUUUAAGAUGGUUAGCUCGGGAAUCAAACCCGAUGCGGUCAGCUUCUUGGGUGUUCUUGUGGGUUGCAGCCAUGGGUGUCUAGUUGACGAUGCCAAGAAGCUUUUCAAUGAAAUGGAAUCAGUGUAUGGUGUUGCUAGAGAGCUGAAACAUUAUGGGUGUAUGGCAGAUGUGCUUGGACGAGCUGGUUUGAUUGAAGAAGCCACAGAGUUGAUAAAGGAGAUGCCUAACAAUGGUGGAACUCGUGAGAAAGUAUACGUGUGGAGCGGUUUGUUGGGAGGAUGUAGAAUCCAUGGAAAUAUUGAGGUUGCAGAAAAGGCGGCAGAGAGAGUGAAAGCGUUGAAGCCAGAGGAUGGAGGGGUGUAUAAGGUGAUGGCAGAGAUGUAUGCAAAUGCAGAGAGGUGGGAGGAUGUGAUUAGGGUUAGGGAAUCUAUGGACGAAGAUAAGAAGGUGAAGAAGAAUACAGGGUGUAGUUUGGUCGUGUUGGAUAGGUUUGUUUGUUGAAUUUUGUUGCAGGGAAUGACCAGC
This is a messenger RNA of Tarenaya hassleriana, 1591 nucleotides long. RefSeq names its product pentatricopeptide repeat-containing protein At5g61800. Bases 29 to 1567 code for a protein of 512 amino acids. Gene Ontology annotation, biological process: RNA modification. Lineage: Eukaryota; Viridiplantae; Streptophyta; Magnoliopsida; Brassicales; Cleomaceae. Gene Ontology annotation, molecular function: RNA binding; protein binding. The record is from RefSeq and is a predicted model, not a curated record. The transcript has a single exon.